AGUUGCUCCACACCAGUUGUUCUCCAAACGUCUUCCACUCAUCACAAACUCAGGCAGGGGACGAGGACAGGCGCGCACACACGCACACGUACACUCCGACACACACGCUCCACCUCACGAGACCGGAGAACACAUACAGUAGAGCAGUUCCAGGGGAAGCAGGGAUCGUUGUCCCCUCACAUCCAGUCCACAACGUUGUCCAGUAUGGAGCUUUUCGAGACCAACCCUUAUUUCUUCCCUGACCAGCGCUUCUACGAGGGAGGGGACAGCUAUUUCCCCUCUCGCCUGCCCGGGGGGUAUGACCAAGCAGGCUACCAGGACAGGAACUCCAUGAUGGGGUUGUGUGCGAGUCUGUCUGGGGGUGUUGGAGUUGGGGUCACAGGAGCAGAGGACAAAGCCUCUACGUCCAGCCUGUCACCCCUCUCCGAGCCCCACUGCCCAGGCCAGUGUCUGCCAUGGGCCUGUAAGCUGUGCAAAAGGAAGACAGUGACCAUGGACCGUCGGAAAGCGGCCACACUGAGGGAGAAGCGGCGUCUGAAGAAGGUGAAUGAGGCUUUUGAUGCUCUGAAGAGGAGCACCCUGAUGAACCCCAACCAGAGGCUGCCCAAGGUGGAGAUCCUGCGGAGCGCCAUCCAGUAUAUCGAGAGGCUCCAGGCCCUGGUGUCUUCCCUCAACCAGCAGGACACUGAGACCGGACAGCAGGGACUACACUACCGACCCAACCCGGCCCAGCCCAGAGUGUCGUCGUCAAGCGAGCCCAGUUCAGGCAGCACCUGCUGCAGUAGCCCAGAGUGGAGCAGCACUCCAGAGCAGUGCACACAGAGCUACAGCAGCGAGGAUCUCCUGAGUGCUGCUGACUCUCCCGAGCAGGGGAGCAUGCGUGUGCUGACCUCAAUCGUGGAAGGCAUCGCUGCAGCAGACGGAGCUGUGGCCUUUCCUGUGGACAUUUCCAAAUAAGACCCUCCACACAUUGGAGCCGUAGGUGCACAGAGAUCCACAGACACAAAGGAAAUUAACAGUUGACAUAAGGGGCUGACUACCAAUCCCAAAUUCCAAUUUAAUUUAUUUUUUCAGCUCUGCAGAUCGCUUCGUCUUACGCAAAAAUUUAAAAUUUGUGAUUUAUUAGGAUUGUAACUCCACGGAUCCACAGUUGUGCUAGCCAAACUGAAUCCUGUUCACAAUGAGGCCUUAUUCCUUUUAUUCCCUGCCUUGUCCUGUGGCCCAGACCUGCCUGUCAGAUCUGACUAGAGAUUCAACCACUUGCUGCAUGAAUACAACACCUAAGCCUAGUAACUAGUGUGGAUCUCUGACAUGCCUCCAGUCUGGAAUGAGAAAAGCUGUUUUUUGUCCCUUACUUAAUUUAAGUUUUCCUCUUUUCGAAACCUUUCCCUGAUCUUUCAUUCUUUUCGUGUGUUUUUAUGCUUAAAAAAAACAUGAGUUUAUUUGUGGGGCCAAUAUGUACCAUGGCAGUUUUGACCAAGAUCUGCUUAAUUUAAACUGGUUAUGAAUGCUAGUGAUGUAAAUACGUUCCCUUUUUCUACAGAGUGGUUUUGCCAUUUUAUUUUCUAUUUUUUGCUAACUUAUUUUUGACUUUUAUAACUAAGAUUGUUGUGUAUUUGUAGAUGUUCCAAAAAGUAAUAUUUUCUGUCCAAUUCUUGCAAUAAAGACCAUUUUCAAUACA
Molecule: messenger RNA, 1681 nt
Organism: Scophthalmus maximus (turbot)
Lineage: Eukaryota; Metazoa; Chordata; Actinopteri; Pleuronectiformes; Scophthalmidae
Gene: myog
Product: myogenin
Exons: 3
Coding region: 205-957 (250 amino acids)
Biological process (GO): positive regulation of transcription by RNA polymerase II; positive regulation of myoblast differentiation; muscle organ development
Molecular function (GO): protein dimerization activity; RNA polymerase II cis-regulatory region sequence-specific DNA binding; DNA-binding transcription factor activity, RNA polymerase II-specific
Source: RefSeq, a predicted model, not a curated record